Molecule: messenger RNA, 624 nt
Organism: Phycomyces blakesleeanus NRRL 1555(-)
Lineage: Eukaryota; Fungi; Mucoromycota; Mucoromycetes; Mucorales; Phycomycetaceae
Exons: 3
Source: RefSeq, a predicted model, not a curated record
GAAAAAAGAACUUUGGAUAGCCUUUUAGAUAAUCCUUCUCAUUCGACUUUAGUCAGCAAUAGUGUGUUUAAUUCACCAGGCACGCCUAAUAGCUGCAGUUCUGUCAAGCGUGCUCCUUCGCUCCUACUCAACAAUAUUCCUUUCAGAGGCGUGAACCCAUUUGAUUACCGAAAAGACGAUGUUAGAUUAGGUGUCGCUGCUCUUCAAAGUGAACUGGAUGGCUUCAAGGCUGCUCUGGAGAAUACAGAACGUUUGGUAAGACGUGUACAAGCCGAUGUUGAUCAAACUCGAUCUCGCAUGGAACUUUUGAUCAAGAAUAUACCGGAAUCAAAUUUCUCUGCUUUAAAGAGACUCGAAGUAGAUAUAGAAUAUAUUCUGGCAAGUAGAGCUAAAAAUCCAUGGCUUGAUACAGCGUAUGCUCUCCUAUCAUAUUUGUUGACAGUAUUUGCCCUUGGCGUGUGGACGGUAAUUUGUAUACUAAAAUACGGGCGAAGGGUUUUUUCUUUUCCUUGGAGGCUGUGGAGAGAUUAUAAAGCACACAUGAGGGAAAGAAACAAGGCUGUCAAACAAGCCAGUUUGUAUUCCUUGUCUGGAACGUCAUCUUCACGGGCACGUCAAAUAUGA